Messenger RNA from Pyrus x bretschneideri (Chinese white pear), 1267 nucleotides. Its product is annotated as ras-related protein RABA1f-like. Bases 320 to 973 code for a protein of 217 amino acids. Gene Ontology annotation, cellular component: endosome. Gene Ontology annotation, molecular function: GTPase activity; GTP binding. The transcript has 2 exons. NCBI's taxonomy places the organism in Eukaryota, Viridiplantae, Streptophyta, Magnoliopsida, Rosales, Rosaceae. The record is from RefSeq and is a predicted model, not a curated record.
UAACCACAAUUUCGCCAACUAAGAGUAAAAAGAAAAAACCACAAUUCCAGCUUGCUUUGGGUUGCUGGCUGUCUUCAACCUCCAUUUUGCUAUAUUUCUCGCGAAAUCCAACAAAAACCCAUUCACCUCAUAACUUACAUACACACAUCCAUCCACUGCCAUCGCCAUGAUUCUUCAUUAUUUAUAACCAAAUUUCCAAAAACCCAUCAUCCCAGAACUCCCUCAGAUUCCUUCCAAAUCGAAAGUAAAAGACAAACCCAAGAGAAACACGACAAAAAUUCGCUCCUUUUUUUUGCAGUAUUUGAAUUUUGGAGAGGAGAUGGGGGCAUACAGAGCCGACGACGAUUACGAUUACUUGUUCAAGGUGGUGUUGAUCGGCGACUCGGGCGUCGGAAAAUCGAACCUUUUGGCGCGGUUCACGAAGAACGAAUUCAGCCUCGAAUCCAAGUCCACCAUUGGCGUCGAGUUCGCCACCAGAAGCAUUCGGGUCGAUGAUAAGGUCGUCAAGGCCCAGAUUUGGGACACCGCCGGCCAGGAAAGGUAUCGUGCGAUCACAAGCGCAUACUAUCGAGGUGCCGUUGGGGCCUUGCUUGUCUAUGACGUUACUCGUCAUGUUACGUUUGAAAAUGUAGAAAGAUGGUUGAAGGAGCUUCGCGAUCACACGGACGCCAACAUUGUGAUCAUGCUGGUGGGAAACAAGGGAGAUCUGCGUCACCUGCGAGCCGUUUCCACCGAUGAUGCUAAGGCGUUUGCUGAACGAGAGAACACCUUUUUCAUGGAAACUUCUGCCCUCGAGUCCAUGAAUGUCGAAAAUGCUUUCACCGAAGUGCUGACGCAAAUCCAUCAUGUUGUGAGCAGGAAGGACCUUGACAUCGGGGAUGACCCAGCAGCCUUGCCCAAGGGACAGACGAUCAAUGUUGGGGGCAAGGACGAUGUAUCAGCUGUGAAGCAAGACGGGUGUUGUUCUACGUAAAAUUUGAAGGAAUUGUUCCAAGUGCCUUUCGGAGUUCCAUCGGGCGAGGUCAUGUCUAAUUGUCUAUGCAGAUGUUGGCCUGACUCCACCAAAAUUGCUUUUCUCGACAGGAUGCUAACUCUUUGAACAUUAUGCUUUAGAUGCUCGAAAGCUUGUCCAUGUUACCCAAAAAUUUAGGAUGUUAAGAAUAUGUUGUUUUUUCCUUUGAUUCGAUUUGAACUACUUGCUUCCCGUUGUGUACUAUUGUUCUUUCUUGGUUGAGUUUUAUAUCAAAUUCAUUUGUUUGGAAAACAA